AUAUGUUGCAACCAUUAUGACAUGGAGAUCGAUGUAUCUGAGGACAUGAUUUACUAUAUUGAACUUGGAGAUAUCAAAAGAUCAAACCUGGAUAUGACUGAUGUUGAAAUUUUUGAAGAAAAUGCUUGCGCUCAUGAUAUGACAGUUGACUGGAUCGGACGUCGUAUAUUCUACGUCAAGUCGAAUAACAUCAUCCAGCAAAUUUCUUUAAACAGCAAAAAUUCAAGCGUUAUGAGAUUUACACCGGGCUUAAAAUUUAAUAUGAUCACAUUUGAUCCAAUCAAGGGGUAUCUUUUCUCAGCAGAAGAAAAAUAUCAUAAAAUUUGGAUAUGGAGUAGGAUUUCAAAUAAUGAUCACGUUUCAUCAGUUUCUCUUGAGUCAAACGCAUAUGAUCUUACUCUUGACAUGGGUGAAGAGGAAGCUAUAUUGGCGAGUUUCCGAUGACACUGUGUAUUCAUGUGAUUACCUCGCCAAAAAUGUGGACGUUUUUGCAAUAUCAGGAGCACGAAUAAAAGUAUUUUGAAAUUUUGUAUAUUUCAUAAAUAGUGUAAAGAAAGGCAUAGUAACGGCCUAUAACACAACAGAUAACUUGACUUAUAACUUUUCCAUCCCUGUGGCUGUGAGUGAUGGUCAUCAUGGUAUGGCUGUAGUACAAAGCACUAGUGUAGUGUCAAAUGGUAAGUGAAAUAUCAAAUCAUUAAAUAUAUGAUUCAUCAAAACACAAAAUAACAAAUACUGCUCAUAACUCAAACAAACUAACACAUGCACUUACGUAAAGUUUACGCUAGGUAAUGAUUUAUAUGAAAAGUCACAUUUAAAAAGUCAUUGAAAAAGCUUAAUUUUUAUGA
Molecule: messenger RNA, 848 nt
Organism: Xenia sp. Carnegie-2017
Lineage: Eukaryota; Metazoa; Cnidaria; Anthozoa; Malacalcyonacea; Xeniidae
Exons: 2
Coding region: 22-444 (140 amino acids)
Source: RefSeq, a predicted model, not a curated record